UUUGACCGUAUCACCCUUUACAAUGGAGAACUGAUAAGCCUGGAUUACGCCAAAAUCAAACCUGAAUCAACAUCUUUCUGUGAAUAUUGGGAACCAAUCGAACUCGCAGUUUUGGAGCACCAUUCGGAUCAGUUCAAAGAAAUACAAAAUGAUUUCGUUCGAGCGUUGUCGAUAAUUCGGUCAAAAAAUCCGUCAAGAGGAUCAAAGCGAAAGCAAGAUACUACAAGCAAGAAUAACAUGAAGAAUAACCCGCUAUCGGGCAUCAUAGAGUGGAUACAGAUGGACGAUGACCCUCCGCAAACUGCAUCGAUGAUUCCUGUUUUGUACGUAAGAGGAGAGCCGUUGAAAAACAGCGAAGAUUGCGUUAUUCGCUGGAGCGAAUGGUCCAUUCCGGUUCUGGCAGAAUUGAAACUUGCGUUCAACAUACUUCUUGAGACAUUUACUGUGCUCAAUGUCCAACCAGCUCCAACUGACAGGCAGUUUUUUCUUUUUCUUCGCGGGGCUGUUUUGCAUACUGCUACUCUGAGCACCACGGGAGCUAAAUUUUUGCAUUCUCUUUAAUCAUUUAUCCAACGAUUUUCUACAU
Ochlerotatus camptorhynchus is the source of this 586-nucleotide messenger RNA. RefSeq lists its product as uncharacterized. NCBI's taxonomy places the organism in Eukaryota, Metazoa, Arthropoda, Insecta, Diptera, Culicidae. The transcript has 4 exons. The annotation marks the transcript as partial. The record is from RefSeq and is a predicted model, not a curated record.